Molecule: messenger RNA, 1246 nt
Organism: Panicum virgatum (switchgrass)
Lineage: Eukaryota; Viridiplantae; Streptophyta; Magnoliopsida; Poales; Poaceae
Product: peroxidase 2-like
Exons: 3
Coding region: 1-1002 (333 amino acids)
Biological process (GO): hydrogen peroxide catabolic process; response to oxidative stress
Cellular component (GO): plasmodesma; plant-type cell wall
Molecular function (GO): heme binding; peroxidase activity
Source: RefSeq, a predicted model, not a curated record
AUGGCUGCAGCAUUGAGGCUCGCCGUCGCGGUGACAUGCGCCUUGGUGUUGGCGUCGGCGUGCCAGGGCCUGGAGCUGGGCUACUACAAGAAGAGCUGCCCCCGCGUGGAGCACAUCGUCAGGGCCGAGGUCAAGAAGUUCGUCUACAAGAGCGCCGGCAUCGGCGCCGGCCUCAUCCGCAUGCUCUUCCACGACUGCUUCGUCCAGGGAUGUGACGGAUCCGUGCUGCUGGACCCGACGCCGGCGAACCCGCAGCCGGAGAAGCUGAGCCCGCCCAACUUCCUCAGCCUGCGCGGCUUCGAGGUGAUCGACGCGGCCAAGGACGCCGUCGAGAAGGCCUGCCCGGGCACGGUCUCCUGCGCCGACAUUGUCGCCUUCGCCGCCCGCGACGCCGCCUACUUCCUCAGCCGCUUCUACGUGAAGAUCGACAUGCCCUCCGGCCGCCUCGACGGCCGCGUCUCCAACGCCUCCGAGGCCCUGGCCAACCUGCCGCCGCCCGUCUUCAACGUCACCGACCUCGUCGGCAGCUUCGCCGCCAAGGGGCUCGACGCCGAGGACAUGGUCGUGCUCUCCGGCGCCCACACCGUCGGCCGCGCCCACUGCUCGUCCUUCGUCCCCGACCGCCUCGCCGCCCCCUCCGACAUCGACGCCGGGUUCGCCAACUUGCUCAGGAGACGGUGCCCCGCGAACCCGACCACGGGCAAAGACCCCACCGUGAACCAGGACCUCGUCACCCCCAACGCGUUCGACAACCAGUACUACAAGAACGUGCUGGCCCACAAGGUGCUCUUCACGUCCGACGCCGCGCUGCUUACCUCGCCGGAGACGGCCAAGAUGGUGCUUGACAACGCCAACAUCCCCGGUUGGUGGGAGGCCAAGUUCAAAGCCGCCUUCGUCAAGAUGUCCCGGAUGUCCCGGGUGGAGGUGAAGACCGGCAAGCAGGGCGAGAUCAGGAAGAACUGCAGGGUCGUCAACCAUGAUCAUCCUCACAGGCACUACUGAUCGACUACUGCCGGAGCCCCAUUUUUCCCCCUUUGUCAGGUUUCCUUCUUGCGAUUUCCAUAUCUCGUGGGGUUGGGUUACUUGAUGAUGAUUAACUUCCCACAUAUCCUUCGGGUGUUCUUUGGCUUCCAUUAUUAUUGCUGUCAUUUCUUUAUUUGUUAUUCUCAUGUCCUUGUUUGGCUUGAAUGUAAUGUCCUUCUGUCUCAAUUGUUGAUGUUAAUGAACUAGUGUAAUAAAUGAUCGA